ACUUCCUCAACUGCCAUCUGACAGUCUUCGAACGUCGAUCGUCAAAUUUGCUUCUAUGGGUGGUGUACAAAUUGGAUGUGUUAUCCUUACCCUGGUAACAUUUUCUUAUGCCAUUCAAUGCUACGAGAAACAAUUUGAUGGGACUUCCAAGACAAAGUUGUGUCCUUAUUUGUGCUGUGGCAGCAGCACAUACUUUAGGUACUGUUGUGGCUCCUCGAGCACCGUGGAUGACACACUGGACACAGGAGCUAUUGUCGGCAUUUCCUUUGGAGUCAUCGCGUUCACCGGCAUCAUUCUGGGAAUCAUCAUCUGCCAUUGUAGGUCACCGCGAGGACAGAACCAACAACAACUGAAUGUAGUUUUAGGCACAAGAAACAGAGCCUAUACUCCCGGGUAUGGCUCCCCGGUUCAAUCGACUUCAGGAGCAUACCCGCCUGCUCCAAACGACCCUAAACCAGCCUAUGCUCCAUAGAAGCAUGGAACACACCCGUACUAACAGAAUGCAGUAUACCCGACCCCACAGAGUGGAGUAUAUCCACCCCAACAAGGAACUGCUUCUGCCCCCACUGGGUGAAGUUUGCCAUCCUCUUGUUUACAGCGAAAACACAAGACCCAGUUAAUAAUAUGAAUUAUUAGUUUUGGCCAAUGUGUGCCUUCACACUUCAGUGUGCUCUUAUUAUUGUAUACAAUUGUAUUUAUCACGUGUAAAUGUGUAAUCAACACGUCCCAUUUUAAUGGCAGGCCCA
Molecule: messenger RNA, 746 nt
Organism: Haliotis rufescens (red abalone)
Lineage: Eukaryota; Metazoa; Mollusca; Gastropoda; Lepetellida; Haliotidae
Product: cysteine and tyrosine-rich protein 1-like
Exons: 4
Coding region: 56-472 (138 amino acids)
Source: RefSeq, a predicted model, not a curated record